Messenger RNA from Chinchilla lanigera (long-tailed chinchilla), 5717 nucleotides. RefSeq names its product solute carrier organic anion transporter family member 1B3. The record is from RefSeq and is a predicted model, not a curated record. Lineage: Eukaryota; Metazoa; Chordata; Mammalia; Rodentia; Chinchillidae. The transcript has 15 exons. Gene Ontology annotation, molecular function: protein binding. Gene Ontology annotation, cellular component: membrane. Bases 109 to 2172 code for a protein of 687 amino acids. Gene Ontology annotation, biological process: sodium-independent organic anion transport; transmembrane transport.
AAAGGUUAGACUUACUGCAAUUGAUCUAGGAUUCUAAAUUCAGGUGGUGGUUCCUAACCAAAAAUCAACAACAGUUGAACAUAAUCACAUAAUAUCUAUGGUUUAAACAUGGAUCAAUUUGAGCAUAUAAAUAAAACAGCAGAGACAGAUUCUUCAAGGAAAAAGAAAACUAGAUGCUGCGAUGGAUUCAAGAUAUUCUUUGCAGCUCUGUCAUUUACCUACAUUUGCAAGACAUUAGGUGGAGUCAUUAUGAAAACAUCCAUCACUCAAAUAGAAAGGAGAUUUGACAUAUCCUCUUCUGUUGCUGGUUUAAUUGAUGGAGGCUUUGAAAUUGGAAACUUGUUUGUGAUCGUGUUUGUCAGUUACUUUGGAUCCAAACUACACAGACCGAAGAUAAUUGGAAUAGGUUGUGCCAUUAUGGGAGUCGGAAGUAUUAUGACUGCUUUGCCUCAUUUCUUCAUGGGAUAUUACAGGUAUUCUACAGAAACCCAUGAUAAUGCAUCAGAGAACUCAUUAUCUACUUGUUUAACUGGUGAAACGUCAUCACUUACUGAAACACCAACUGAAAUAGUGGGAAAAGGCUGUGAGAAGCAAUCUGAGUCAUACAUGUGGAUCUAUGUCCUAAUGGGUAACAUGAUUCGUGGAAUAGGGGAAACCCCUAUAGCACCACUGGGAAUUUCUUACCUUGAUGACUUUGCAAAAGAAGGGCAAUCCUCUGUUUAUUUAGGUAGUCUGAAUUCACUAGCAGUUUUUGGCCCAAUCUUAGCCUUCACAAUGGCAUCUGUGUUUGCUAAAAUGUAUGUGGAUGUUGGAUUUGUUGAUCCAAGCAGCAUCAGAAUAACCCCCCAGGAUGCCCGUUGGGUUGGUGCUUGGUGGCUUGGUUUCCUUGUGUCUGGACUACUCUCCAUUAUUUCUUCCAUACCAUUCUUUUUUCUCCCCAAAAAUCCAAAUGAACCCCAGAAAAAAAGAAGGAAAGUUUCAACAUCUUUGCAUGGACUCAAAACAGAUCAAGAAAAAAAGCAAACAGCUAAUUUGACCAAUCAUAGUCAAGACAUUACUCUGACUGGUUUUUUAAAGUCCAUGAAAAGCCUCCUUACCAAUCGCCUAUAUGUUUUGUAUGCGAUUUUCACAUUGAUAAAUUUCAGCAGUAUCAUUGGUUCAUUUACUUAUAUCUUCAAAUACAUAGAACAACAGUUUGGUCAGACAGCAUCUCAGGCUAAUGUUCUUUUGGGACUGGUAGCCCUACCUCAUAUUGGAGCUGGAUUGUUUCUAGGAGGAUACCUCAUUAGAAAACUGAAAUUAACCAUAGUUGGAAUUGUCAGAUUUUCAUUAUUUACUUCAUGCAUUGGCUUCAUUGGAUAUGUACUAAAUUUUGCUCUAAUGUGUGAAAACAAAUCAGUUGCUGGCUUAACAUUGACUCAUGAUGGACUUAAUCCGGUUACAUCUCAUACAAAUGUACCAUUAUCUUACUGCAACUCAGACUGUAAUUGUGAUGAAAGUCAAUGGGAACCAGUCUGUGGGGAAAAUGGAGUAACUUACCUGUCACCUUGUCUAGCAGGAUGCACUUCUAGAAGUGGCACUGGAAAGUUUGCUGUGUUUUAUAACUGUAGCUGUCUCGAAGUAUCUGGUUUCCCCAGCACAAAUUAUUCAGCCCGUAUUGGUGAAUGUCCAAGAGAUGAUGGUUGUAAACGUUACUAUUACAUUUAUAUAAGUGUGCAAAUUGUGUUUGCUUUUAUCUCAGCAUUGGGAAGCACUGCACAUACGAUAAUAAGAAUGAGAAUUGUUAAACCUGAUUUGAAGGCACUUGCAGUGGGUUUCCAUUCACUGGUUUUUCGAACACUAGGAGGAAUUCUAGCUCCAAUAUAUUUUGGGGCCAUGAUUGAUAGAACAUGUUUAAAGUGGUCCACCACCAGCUGUGGAACCCGAGGGGCCUGUAGAAUCUAUGAUACAGUAUCAUUUGGAAAUUACUACUUGGGUUUAAGCGCAUUCCUAAAAUUUGUAGGAAUUGCUUUAAGUUUUUUAUUUUUUUAUCUCGUGAAGAAGAAAUAUGGAGUAAAAGAUGGCAACGCAUUUGAAAAUGGAGAAAAAGAUACUAAUGAAGUGAACUUAGAAUCCUCAAAGAACAACGAAUGCUUUGUACCUUCUGCAACAGUGAAAGAAACACAUAUUUAAGGGAAGAAAAAAAUACUUUUGAUGUUUCCAAAAAACAGUAUGUUGAUUUGGCAAUGUGCUGUUUUUUUAGUUCCUGGUCAUUUGACUGAGAAUUCCCACAAAGUACAAUGAUAGAAAAACAAAUAAGUUUAUCAUGAAAGAAACAAUAAAGUAAAAGGAAUGGGAAAUAGUGUUAGGGGGUUGCUAGGCACUUGUGGUUAAUAUUGUAAUAUAUGAUAGGUGUAAAUAUAAAAUGAGAGAUCUAGCUAAUGUGUAACAGAAGAAAAAAUAUUUGCUCAAUUAAUUGUGACUCAAUAAGCUCAGUGACUAGAAAAAAUAGAGGUGAAACAAAAGGUGAGAAAUUUGUAGCAUAAAUAAGAAAGAAAAGCCUGCUGUCUUAGCCAAGAAAAACUGCAUAGUUCUAUUCUAGCCUGAAGUCUAACAUGAUGGUGGGUUCCUGUAAUCUUAACAUGUACUAUUUAUGUAAUUCAUACAUUUCACAGACCUCAUUAAUUGAAAGUUUGAAGUUGUAUUUGACUAAUGAACAAGGGGCACCUUCUUCCAAUAAAACUCUGCUGAAGGAAUUGAGAUAUUGAAAAAUGUGCAAGCUUUAAUUAUCAGAGAACAUUUUAAAAAUGUAAGCAUCUAUCAGAGGCAUGGAUAUCAACUAAGGCAAACUAACUUUGACAUCAGAAACAAAUAUUAUUUAAUAGACACGUUUUCAUUUUAUUCAUUUGUUCUCUGGAAAAUGUGAAGUCUAUACCAGAUACAGUAUGAGCUAUCAUCCAUCUGUUUUAUUUGUUUGUUUGUUUCUUCAUUCAUUUACUUUGGUGAAAAGAAAACCUGUCAUUCAUAUUUCUAUCAGAACAAGAAGUAUAGUCAACGAGAACAGAUCUUUUAAUGUUAUACUUUCUUGUGCUGCUGAGUAUAUUACAAUGAAUUCUAGAGGUUCAUUCUCAUUGUCUGAAAAGUUUUUACGUCUUGUUUGCAACAGGAUCACCUGUAAAACCAAAGAAAAUUGCAAUAGUAGUUCCAUCCCAGCCAUUUUUACUUAAAACAUGUAUAGCGCACUGUGGACAAAGCAAAUGAGAAACUUUGUAAUGAUAUGAGCGCUUGACUGAAGACAAAGUACAGGUCAGGAAAACAUAUAUGUGAGUAGAACAAUGUCAUGAAUGCUUGCUUGAAGCUAGGAAUUGUUCUGGAAGUCAUACAUAUUAACCUAUUUUCAGACUAUAGACCUGAGAAAAGAUUUACUAAUCAAACAGGAAUUUGGAACAAAAAUGUUACAUGCUAGGUUAAUUUGCAUCACAUAAAAGAUGUUAUACCCGAUAGGCAGGUAUGUGAUAUUAUGUCUCAUUAAAAACAAAUAGAAAAGAAAAAUAAAUAAAUAGGAAAACUGGAGCUGUUUUUAAAAAUAUUACCAAGAAAAAAGACAACCUCUUAAAUGUUUAUUUAAUAAUUAUUGAACACUAGCUAUUUGUCAGAUGGAAUGUGAAGAGAAAAUAUAAAAGUAAAACUGACACUCCUAUGUUAGAAUAUUUUUAAAGGGGAAGAUGGACAUUAACAUUAAAUAUGAAAUAUUAUAAAAGAAUAAACUUACAAAUAUGGUAUAGUCACUGUAAGAAAGAGGAACAUUACCUUUUUUUGCUUUUUUUUUUUUUUACCUACUGCAUAACCCCAGAAUCCAUAAAAAUGCUAAUCAUUAAUCCAGUGACAUUUUGAACUAGAAAAAUAGCACAUAAAUUCAGUACAAAUGAAUAUGGUCAGGCAAUUUUGUAAGGAAUUAAAAUAAGGUAAGCACAUAAUGAAAAUGUAUAUUGAGUAAGGUUAAAAUAAGACAAUGACUGCAAAUAUCAAAUCACUGAUGACAUUAAAUUUAAAUUCUCAAACUUGAAAAGGUGAAAGAAAAAGAUACUCAAUUUGUGAAAGGAUUUACAGGGAAAUCUAACACACCAACCUAAGAAAUAUGAAAUUCUUGAGAAAAAAUUGGAAUUGGAAAAGAACUAUUAGUCAAAGACACAAUGGAAGAAUGGAUUCCUCCUCUGGAAAAAGAUGAACCUACUGACCAGGCUGUUUGUACCCCAUCUCCCCACCUCCAUCUGUUUUUUGUGCAAUGAACCCUUUACCAUACUCCUUCUUUUUCCUGAAAUGUUCUUUGUUUUCUCCAUUUAAAUAUUUUUCAGUGUUCACAUCACCCUCCUUUGAAUUUUUAAAAUUUCAUCACUUGUUAAAAUUUUAUUAUAUCCAUAGCAACAUAGCACUUAUUAGAUGGUAAUAUGGUUGAGUUAUAAUCUUACAUAUCUUUAUGAUUAUUGGAAAAGUAAAUGCUCUUUCACUUUUCAUAAGUUCCAUGAAAUAGAAACUGAAUUUGUUUUUACACAUUGAAUACAGAUAGAUAGGUAGAUGGAUGAUAGAUGAUAGAUAGAUUAUAGAUAGAUGAUAGAUAGAUAGGUAGAUAGAUGAGAUAAACAUAUAGGUAAUAGAUAAAAUGAUAGAUACUACUGAUUAGGGAGAGAGAGAGAUAGAGACAGAGCUAGAGAUGGAGAGAAAGAAAGAGAGAGAGAGAGAGAGAGAGAGAGAGAGAGAGAGAGAGAGAGAGAUAUUACCUAAGGGAAUCCAUUCAAGGACUUACAAAGGCCUGAGAGGUCUCAAGCCAUCUGCAAAGCUGGAGACUCAUAUGUCAGUGGCAUGGCUGGUCCUAUGCUCAAGGCUUCAGACCCAGAGAGUAGGUGGUGUACUCUUCAUUUGAAACUUAAGAUCUGAGAAAGGUGGAAGUCCUCUGUUAUAAUCCCAAAGUCAUGUUUGAGGGCAAGAAAAGUAGGGUACUCCAGCUCCAGGAGAAAAGAGAGAGAGAAAGUUUGCCUUGCCUCUGCUUUUUUUUCUAUCCAGCACCCUACACAAUUAGAUAGUACCAUGUUAAGAGGAUCUUCCCAUUCAGUCUAUGACUUCACAUGUGAAUGUCAUCUGGAAACACCCUCACAGAUACAUCCAGAAAUGAGGCAUUUCUACUUCUCUAGAUAUAUCUUAAUCUAGUCUGAUUGAUAGAAAAAAAUCAACUAGCACAUCCAUUUAAUUCCUAGCAUCUAGCUUGUUGCCCAUCACAGAGUAGGUGCUUUAUUUAUUAGUUUUGAAACAAUGAAUGAAUGAGGACAUGGAUAUGCAAAUUCCAAAAAAGCAGCAUAUAAAGUAUGAAUUCUACAUACAAACAGCAUAACAUGUUAAAAUUAAAAUAGCUACAAUAAAGUCAUGAAGUGCUGUGAUUAUUUCAGGUGUUUGGAAAACGUCUUUAUUGUGAAAAUUUAAAUUGUAGAAAAAGAAAAAUAUCUUUGGAUUUAAAUCGAUGUGCUAAUGUUGAAAAAUUUUUAGAAAAAAGAAUCUUUUCCUACUUGGUGAGCUCACAAAUGAAGUGAAGACCUAGACAUAUAAUAUGAUAAAUAUAAUAUAAUGAAUACUAUAGUAGAAUAAAACUAUUGAUGUUCAUUUAGAGGGACCAUGAUCAUCUAUUUCAAAUUCAAUAUGUGUACUUCUGGAGACUUUACCAAAAUAAAGUGAUUGAUAAUGAUAAA